Messenger RNA from Ostreobium quekettii, 1692 nucleotides. The record is from the annotation of a GenBank genome assembly. NCBI's taxonomy places the organism in Eukaryota, Viridiplantae, Chlorophyta, Ulvophyceae, Bryopsidales, Ostreobiaceae.
AUGUCGUCCGACACGCAGAGAAGCCAAGGGGUGCCCAAUCCCCACCACCCUGCCCCCGACGCCGGCCAAUUCGAUCGCGUGCCGCUGCUCGAGUCCGGCAUCCCGGGCAGCUCGCCCUCGGGUCCACCCUUUGGCGAUUCGGCGCGGUCCAUCGACGUCGGGGGGCCGGACGGCGGCAACGAGGGGCAGCCGGUCCGGGAGGCUUUCACGGUGGACGAUGCGGUGAACGCGGCGGGCGUGGGAUGGUUCCAGGUGCUCAUGCUGGCGGCUGUGGGCCUGGCGGCGGCGGGCAAGGGCGCGGCGGUGUCCACGGGGGCGUUCGUCUUCCCGGCGGUGAAGUGUGAAUGGGACCUAACCGACCAACAGGAGACUGCAAUAGCCAUUUGCAACAGCUUUGGGAAGAUGGUUGGCUCCUUUUGUUGGGGAGCUUUUGCAGACGUGGCAGGCCGCAAAGUGUCGUUGGUUGUUGCAACCCUGGGAGGCAUACUUACCAGCACAAUUGCAGCAAAUUCCCCCAAUGGAGAGUGGUUGGCAUUCUUCUAUUUCUUCGUUGGCUUCGUGCUGGCAGGCCAAUUUUCUGACUUGACGUAUCUGCUGGAGUUCGUCCCAACUGCAAGGCGCGGCCAAUGGGGCAUUGGAUUUGGCUUUUUCUGGAGUCUGGGCAUAAUGUUCAAUGCAGCUGCUGCCUGGGGCAUCAUGCCCACCGGAGGCUGGCAGGCAGUGAUGAUGUUUGCUAACAUACCCUAUGUGCUGGCACUCAUUCUGCUGCCAUUUGUUCCUGAAUCACCACACUACCUUGUAGCCGCUGGGUAUCCAGACAGAGCACGGCGUGCCCUGGCCAAAGCUGCAAGAAUCAACAAGGCACAACUGCCAAAUGGGGAGCUCCUAGCAGUGGCAGGAAUGCGACAAGGUCAGAAGAGAUUGCCAUCACGAACCAAGGCUGCUAUCAAAGACAUCGAAGCAUUCUUCCAAGAGGCCAAGAGGGUGAUGGGCAAGUCAAUGAGGAAAGUGACUGUGUUGGUGAUGGUGGCAUGGAUUGCUUCUCACACAGUCUACCACAUCAUCAACCUCCUCAAUACAGAGAUCCAUGCAACACAUCGCUGCCAAGACCGAGUUUUAAACCUUUCUGACUCUGCUUUUCGUGAUGUCCUUAUUGUGUCAUCUGCUGACACCAUUGGAAACAUCUUCCCAUUCUUUGUCAUUGAGUGGUGGGGCAGGAAACGGUCCAUGUUGGCGCUGGCUAGCGGGGUGAUGUUGACACUCCUGCCUCAGAUGAUAGUGCCCAACGGGCUGGAUCCCACAUGGACACUGGUGGUGUCUAGAUCGCUGCUGCAUGCGGCAAAUAUGGUCCUGGCAAUCUACACACCGGAAGUGUACCCCACGAACCUCCGAGCAUUUGCAACAGGUCUUGGCCACACCCUGUCUGCGUUCGCUUCAAUGUUAGCACCUUUCGCUGCACAGGGCCUUUAUCACAGUUUUGGCAUCCGGGCUCCAGCGGCCAUCGCAGUGGUUGUGGCCAAGAUCUACAUGUACUCGGCGUGGAGGCUUCCAGCUGACACCACCGGCAAGGCCCUGAAGGAUGUGGUGGACGAAGGCGAGGCGCCUCCGAGGACGGACAAGCGAGGCACAUUGGAAAUGCAGCCGUACAGCCCUGUCAAGGGGGGCCCGGGCGAGGAGGAUGGCGAUUCGUAG